GCCCAGCAAUGGGUUAGCACUCCAACGUCUGGCAGGAUCUUUGCGACGCCCGAGAGCGAAGAAUGGCACAGAACCCUCGCAACGAAAGAAAAAGCAAAGGGCGAGACCCGGGUGGGGGAGCAAGGAGGCGUUUCGGAUAGUGACAAGCGGCGUGACGUGGCAGGCCUACUGCUCAACAACGGAGCUGUUGUGCGAUUCGGAGCCAAAGGCGCAACUGGAGCUCGGACCCCUCGAGCGAGGGACGAAGACGAGAAGCGACGGAGCGAGGUCGAGGAGCGCGACGGGGUCGCUCGCUCUGCUCUGCCAUACGGACAAGUCGAUCGAUCGAUAAUUUGCGUCAGGAGCUUGUGCAUGAGCCAUGGCACAGCCUGCGGGUGGACACCCGAAACAGCCCGCUUUGCAGCAGAAUGAGAUUUCACUUCUUUCCGAUGUCGAAUCUAGCACGAGCCCACAAAACAACAAAGGAAGCGGGGUUCUAAGAGAGCGAGCACAAGAAGCUCUCUAUGCAGGGACUCCACGAAGGAUUAUCGGUAAUGAUGAUGCAAUUUUUGAUCACAACAAUCACAAGAUCAAAGAAGAUAUAAUAAAAAUGAUAAUUCAGUAUCUUCAGGACGAGGGAUAUUUUGCAUCGAUGAUGACCAUUCAAGAUGAAGCUAAUGUUCGGGUCAACGAACAUCUUCGACACCGAUCUCAGUUCAAGCGCAUCAAGACUGCAAUAAUGGAUGGAGAGUGGUCAGAAAUGGAGAAACUGAUACAGAAAACACCCCUAAAAGAUCAUCAACAUUUUUUGUACAAUUUUUACAAACAGCAAUACUUGGAACUUAUCGAACAAAUGGAAUAUCAAAAGGCCUUUGCACUUCUUACGAAGAGAUUGAAGCCACUGGAGCAAAUGGGAAGUCUACAUAACGAGUUCAAGGAUCUUUGCUAUUUGUUGACAUGCAAGUGCAUCCAUGAUGCUCCUUCUUUCAAAAACUGGGAAGGUGUUGCUGCAUCACGAGAGAAGCUAGUGGAGCAAUUUUCGUCAAUGCUGGAGAUUGAAAGUAACGAUUUGGCAGUAGCAAGGCAGGAGAUGCAACAACAUCGACUCUUGCAUCUACUCAAACAGGCUGUGCGUUACCAGAUAGAGUUCAGCAGAUAUCAUCCCAAAGUUGUCCCAAUUGUACCCACAUUGCUGGAGGACUAUUCAUGCUUCGUUCUACCGAAUGCCCACAGAACCACUUUCCGAGGACAUCGGAGUAAUGUCAAGUGUGUUGAUUUCGUUGGGGAAGAGGGUUCUAUGCUCGUCUCCGGCUCAAGUGACAAUACGGUGCGAGUGUGGGAUGUUGAAGAUGGUAGAUGCUUGCAUGUGCUUGGUGAUGGAGACACUGGUGGUGGACAUACGUCUCGCAUAUGGGAUGUGACAUCAAGCACUAGCGGCGAUCUUGUUGUCAGUGCUUCAGGCGAUGCAACAGUCAAGGUCUGGGAUAUCAGAGGCACAACCGAUGCGGCCUGCUUAAUGACUUUGUCUGGUCAUGAGGGUGAUGUUUAUAGCGCCAAGUAUCAUCAAUCAAGUAAUUACGUGGUCACCGGAGGAUAUGACAAGACUCUGAGACUUUGGGACGUGCGGACAGGAACUCUGCUAAGAACUUUCAGCGGACAUAAAUCUUCUGUAUCUCGCGUGAUAUUUAAUCCACUCGGAAAUCUCGUUAUAAGCGGAUCGAAGGAUAGCACGAUUAAGUUCUGGGAUCUUGUCAGCGGCGUUUGUGUCAAAACAUACAGCUCUCAUCUCGGAGAGGUGACUUCUGUAGAGAUGAACAAAGACGGCAGCCUGCUCUUGAGUGGAUCUAAGGAUAAUUCAAACCGCCUUUGGGAUGUCCGAGUGGCAAGACCCAUCAAGAGGUUCAAGGGACAUCAAAAUACGAGCAAAAACUUUGUCCGUGCAGGUUUUGGACCCGACGAAUCCCUCAUAGUCGGAGGAUCGGAGGAUGGUCUAAUCUACAUUUGGGAUGCUACUACUGGAGAAGUUCUUCAACGACUUGGAAGCAACAGUCCUGAUAGCCACGAAGACAUUGCCUAUCGUGCCAUUUGGAAUGCUCAUCAGAGUCUUCUUGUCAGUUGUUCACAUGACUGCACGUUGAAGACUUGGUGGUAUGACGAGAAACAUCCAUUUGAUCAAGAGGAUGACUUUUGAUAUCGAAGAUGUAGAUAACCUCCCGUCGACACCGACUGGAAGCCCAGUUUAUUUUGUCCCGUCCCAGCAAGUGGAGGUGUACAUGCUCAUUGGUUCAGGAGAUUCUCACUAUGCCGACAGCGAAGUGUAGAUGGAAAAAGAAUUCGAAAGUUUUUAAUAGAUAUGUACAGAGGCAAGGAAACUGAACAUUAUUUUUUCCUGGAGUUGGUGAUUUGCUUGUACAAUUUGCAGCAGAUGUCUGUAACAUUAAUUAACGAUGAAUUGCCAUAUAAGGGAGAGAGUCAGCCGCUGCUGCCGAACAUCGAUCGCAGCAGUGAGGGUUUGAAGACGGGCGUGCUAAAAAUGUGAGUCUUGUGUUUGUGUACCAUCACAGACCCAGUGCUCAGUGGAGGCGGCAUAGCGUCUGCUCGAUGAGAGAUAUCAGUGACCAAAUUUGUUCCAUGUCAGGAUCACGUUCCAGAGAAUACUGAAGGCAUUUGUUGAACUUUUAGGUUGCGUGAAUGGAGAUUGAUUGACAUCACACGUGGGAGAUGUAGUAGGAAAUGAAGACGGUGGUGUGAAAAAUUCGUUGCACAAACAUAGUACCAUGUAUCGGGGAAAGAGAAUGUGGGAACACCUGUACAGUAGAGAGAUUUAUGCCCGACCUGAAAUUCUCGGGCAAUGAAUUUGCAAUAUGACGUUUGUUUUUAGUGAUAGUUCUGAAGUAAGCUGUGAUCAGUAUUUUGCUUGAUUCCAACGUUUUAAGUCUUCCAGACGGACGAAUGUUGUCAUCGCUGGUUCGAGGAGCACGGAUUUCCGGCCCCAAGAUGGCAGCGCAUGCACAAUGGGGUAGAAAAAGGUCGUCCAUCUGGUGCUCCUCUGCAUCCUCUCUGAUGCCGACGUCGAUUAUCUUCCCAAAAAAUGAAAAUUACUUAUCUGAACUCGUGGUACGGUAAAGUGAUAUUGUAGAUGUCUUCAUCCCGGGAAGCCAAAA
Molecule: messenger RNA, 3143 nt
Organism: Marchantia polymorpha subsp. ruderalis
Lineage: Eukaryota; Viridiplantae; Streptophyta; Marchantiopsida; Marchantiales; Marchantiaceae
Source: the annotation of a GenBank genome assembly